UUAUAAAAGUGUCCUCAUCUGCAUGUGAAGCAUAUAAGAGCCACUGAAUAUUUGAGAAGUCUUCCACAUUCUCAUAUUCACAUAGGGAACAUCAUUAAGAAAGCACAGACAAGGAAUACGAAGAAAUAAUAAUCACCAGAUUUAUCCAAGAAAGAGAAAAAUGAAGUUGAUGUUCAGACCUCCUCUCCUCCACUUGCUCCUAUACUGUGCAACUCAGGCAUUAGGUGUCAAGAUCCAGUCUGUCCCAGAGGUCAGCAGUGAUGGUGUUAUACACACAGAGGUAGAGCAGACUGUGUCUCUGGUUUGUCAGCCUGACAGCAGCUAUGAGCUUCAGGCUGAUGAAGAGUUGGUCUGGCUGAGGAAUGGUGCUGUCGUCAAUCUGAAGGAAGGAAAUAAGAAGGGUCGCAGCAGCGUGUGUGUUACACCCAUCAUCUAUGAAGAGAAUGGUGCCAUGUUCACCUGCCACCUAAGCAAAAAUGUCACAGUUAGCGCCUCGGUCACCCUGAAUGUCACAUAUCGCCCACAGCUCUCUGGGUCAGAGCAGGUUAUAGUAGAAGAAGAGGCAGAGCUGCUCCUGCAGUGUGAUAUCUGGGCCAAUCCGCCAGUCUCAUCCGUGUCUUGGACACUAAAUGGAAGCAAAGUGGAUCUAGAAGCAGGUGGCUUCACAGUGACCAACGAUGGCUUUACAAGCCGGCUAUCCAGCAACAACAUAGAGAAAAGCUUGCAUGAAGGCACGUAUGAGUGUUUGGCGGACUCGCCCAUCUACGGAAUACACACCAAGGUCUUCUAUGUCACAUUAACAGAAAGGACCAUGAAGUUCCCAAUGAUGCCCAUGAUAGCAGGCCUGGUGGUGGUGUGCCUUACGGCGCUUCUUGCCGUUUUUUCACGCUGGGAGAAAAUUACAAAGUGCUGCAAGUAGGUUGUGCCUAAAAUAACCGGUCUUCGCCAUGAGACCAUGAAGACAUCACCCCUUUUGUUUUGUUUUGUUUUGUGUGCAUGAGACUGCCGUUACCCAUUAACGUUUGACAAUUAUUAAAAUGGUUUGACAUUUUGGGAAACAAGAGUUCAAAGACCAAUACCACUCUCAUAUCUGUCUGUGAAAUAUGAAGCUAUAGUAGAGCCAGCUGGUUAGCUUAGCUUAGCAUAACACAAAGACAAAGGGAAACAGCUAGCCUGGCCGUGCCCAAAGGUAACCCCUCCGUAAAACCACAAUGUGCAGGAUUAUGUAUUGAUUAAACAAAGAAUAUAAAGUGUUAAUUAUUUAGCUGUAGUGGUUGGGGGAUUGAUUUCGUUACCUUUAGACAAACCCAGGCUAACAGCUUCCCUCUGUUUCCAGUCUUUGGCUAUGCUAAGCUAAGCAGCAUCUAGCUGCCAGCUUUAUAUUUACCGUACAGACAUUAGAGUCUUCCCAUCUAACUUUUAGCAAUAAGGCAAAUAAGCAUAUUUCCUAAAAUAGUCUUUAAAAUCUGACAAAAUGUAGCAUCCUGUCUACUGUAUUAGCUGUUGAUUAUGGCAGGAGGAUCUGGGAAGUUGCCAUGUGACCUUGAGAUCAUCCUAAAACGUGUUAUUUUUCAUAGUGUGAUGCAAAAUUCUAUCUUUGCAAUAAAUAUGCUUCGGUUUCCUCAC
This is a messenger RNA of Morone saxatilis (striped sea-bass), 1626 nucleotides long. It is a transcript of the gene tmigd1, whose product is annotated as transmembrane and immunoglobulin domain containing 1. The transcript is spliced from 6 exons. The record is from RefSeq and is a predicted model, not a curated record. Lineage: Eukaryota; Metazoa; Chordata; Actinopteri; Moronidae. Bases 161 to 919 code for a protein of 252 amino acids.